UUCAUUAUCCAAAUCACAGGAUAGGAGCACACACCUGAUACACCUGGAGAUUUUUUUUCCUAUCUAGUCUUAGAUCAACAACAACAAAAGAUGGAGGGUGAGAAGAAGCCGAUGCGGGUGCUGGUGACGGGUGGCAGCGGCCUGGUGGGAAAAGCCAUUGAGCGUGUGGUGAAGCAAAAAGGAGAAGCAAGAGAAGGGGAAGAAUGGAUCUUUAUUGGUUCAAAAGAUGCCGACUUGACAAACAAGGCUGAGACGAGGGCCACUUUUGAGAAGUACCAGCCCACACAUGUUAUUCACCUGGCAGCAAUGGUGGGAGGACUCUUCAUGCACUUGAGACGGAACCUAGAAUUCUGGCGGAAGAAUCAGGCCAUCAACGAUAAUGUUCUCCAAACAGCUCACGAGUGUGAUGUGGUAAAAGUCGUCUCGUGUUUGUCUACAUGCAUUUUUCCGGAUAAAACCACCUACCCCAUUGAUGAGACUAUGAUCCACAACGGUCCUCCUCAUGAGUCGAACUCGGGUUACGCCUAUGCCAAGAGGAUGGUUGACGUAUACAACAGGGCCUGUUUUCAGCAGUACGGACGGCGAUACACAUCCGUCAUUCCAACAAACAUUUUCGGCCCGAAUGACAACUUCAACAUCGAGGACGGUCACGUCUUACCUGCACUCAUCCACAAAACCUACAAGGCGAAGAGAGAUGGAACAGCUCUGGAGGUCUGGGGAUCGGGUCGAGGACUACGUCAGUUCAUCUACUCUGAAGAUUUGGCUCGUCUGUGUGUGUGGGCUCUUAGAGAAUAUGAUGAAAUUGAGCCCAUCAUUCUCACAGUUGGAGAAGAAGAUGAGAUGUCCAUUAAAGACGUAGUCGAUGCGAUUGUGGAAGCUUUUGGCUUCACAGGACCUGUGAUUUAUGAUACUAGCAAAUCCGAUGGCCAGUUGAAGAAAACAGCAGACAACUCCAAACUGAGACGCUACCUUCCUAAUUUUACUUUCACUCCAUUCCAUACAGCUGUAAAGGAGACGUGUGAUUGGUUAUCUGCUAAUUACGACAUCGCUCGCAAAUAACCGUCCCACUUAAACCUGCUAAGUGACACGUUUUCUUUGCCAAUUUGUCAGUAAUGUAAUGUGAUGUGAACCUAGCUGUGGACAAUAUUCUGUCACAGUUUCCGUAUAUGAUCUCAGGAUGUCAGUUUACAAAUUAAUUUCAAAUCAAACGGUUGUGUAAAUCAAAUGUACCUUUUAUUUGCAGUCUGCAUGUUUUCACUCAUGCCACACUUGUAAAGAUCAUUAUGAUGCCUGUAGAAUGGAACGCAGUCAGUCAAUGACAACUGUGGUAAUUAUGUGAUUACCAGAUUCUUUUAUAGACCCGAUCUUUUAACUAUGUGCCUCAACCUUUCAUUCAUCUUAAUUAAAGUGAUUUGUACUUUGUAAAAUUGCUGGAGGCGUGAAUAUGGGAAAAGAUGGCUGCUAAUGUAUGUGUGCAUUCUAGAUGUUGUAAAUGAUAACAUAGCUAACUUAUGAUUAUGUAUAAGGCACAAAAAUGGACUGGGCAGAUCAAAAAACAGGAGGUGAAAGUUUUAAGCUUUGUGUUUUUUUCUGGUUGUUAUUUGUUACACUGUGUGACAAGGUUCUAAUAAAUUUUU
Silurus meridionalis is the source of this 1637-nucleotide messenger RNA. Its product is annotated as GDP-L-fucose synthase-like. The coding region runs from base 91 to 1059 and encodes 322 amino acids. Gene Ontology annotation, molecular function: GDP-L-fucose synthase activity. Gene Ontology annotation, biological process: nucleotide-sugar biosynthetic process. The transcript is spliced from 10 exons. Lineage: Eukaryota; Metazoa; Chordata; Actinopteri; Siluriformes; Siluridae. The record is from RefSeq and is a predicted model, not a curated record.